Molecule: messenger RNA, 2268 nt
Organism: Jaminaea rosea
Lineage: Eukaryota; Fungi; Basidiomycota; Exobasidiomycetes; Microstromatales
Product: ABC1-domain-containing protein
Exons: 2
Coding region: 1-2268 (755 amino acids)
Biological process (GO): mitochondrion organization; lipid homeostasis
Cellular component (GO): mitochondrial inner membrane
Source: RefSeq, a predicted model, not a curated record
AUGCUCAGACGGCAGCCCUGGACGCAAAGCCGUCGUCUGGCGGGUCAGCAUCAACAUGGCCUCCUGACCAAUGCGAGCUGCUCACGGCAUUGCCCCGUUGUACACCGGCCCUUCUCAUCGUCAUCUAGCAUCUUCAGUCCAUCGUCAUCGCGUCCGUCCGGAUCAGCUUCUUCCUCCUCGCCUCCAGCAUCAGCUCCCAAUGUCCACCGUAGACAUCCGCCUAAACAUAGAUAUCCCCCGCCUUCGCAGCAACCGGAGCCCAUCAUGUACGAUCAACCGGCAAUCGCUAACCCCAUUGAGACGCAAAAGGCGCGCGACAACUUUAGAAAGCAAUCGAGGAGGGUUGCUGCUGGCGUAGCUGUCGCACUUGCCAUCGCCAGCGCGUACUGGUAUACCGCAGACAGCCUCAAGGCUGAGGGGCCGGAGCACCCUCAGCUCAAGGGAUUGCAUGAGACGCCAGAGGAGAUGGAGAGAAAGGUGCAAAAGGCGCAGAAGGAACUGAACAACAGCGGAGGUUUCGCCAUCAUCGCCAUCAAGCGCUCGACGGUCAUCGCCAAGGCAGUCGCCCUCUGCGUCUGGGACUACCGCAAGACACUCAACGCGUCGUACCCAUCCUCGAGCGAAAGCAACGAAGCUCUGCGCCAAUGUCAUUUGCGCAGCGCUCAGCGCAUUCUCAAGGCGCUGCAGACGAAUGGCGGACUGUACAUCAAGCUUGGCCAGCACAUAUCAUCCGUUAUCCUUCUGCCGCCCGAAUGGACAAACACGAUGAAGCCGCUGCAAGACCAAAACGAUCCCACACCUCUCUACGAGCUCGAAGCCAUGUUCCGCUCAGAAACAGGCUCUUCCUUCUCAGAAGCUUUCUCAGAGAUCGAUGAGAAGCCUCUGGGCGUAGCUUCUCUCGCUCAAGUCCACAAAGCCAAGGAUCGCAAGACCGGGCAAUGGCUCGCCAUCAAACUGAUGCAUCCCCAGGUGGAACGCUUCUCUGACGUCGACAUGAAGACGGUCAACUAUCUGGUCGGGUGGGUCAAGAAGGUCUUCCCGCAAUUCGAGUUCACUUGGCUCGCAGAGGAGAUGAACGCCAAUAUGCCGCUGGAGAUGGACUUCAGGCACGAGGCGGAGAAUGCGAGGAGGGCAGAGAAAGAUUUUGCAGACUAUCGCAAAACGAGUGUCUACAUUCCCAAGGUGCCGUGGGCAUACAAGAGAGCAAUGGCUCUGGAAUACAUUGAUGGCAGGCGCCCAGACGACCUUGCCUACCUCGCCGAACACAGCAUCGACCGCAACAAAGUCUCUCAGGAGCUCAGUCGAGUCUUCGCCCAGAUGCUCUACCUGCACGGCUUCUUCCACGCCGACCCGCACGGCGGUAAUGUUCUCAUCCGCCCUGCGCCUCGUAGCAGCAGGUCACCUCACAACUUCGAGGUGGUUCUCCUCGACCACGGUCUCUACUUUGACAUCGACAAGGGUUUGCGCACCGACUACGCCCGCUUCUGGCUGUCAUUACUCAGCCGCUCGACGCCUGAUGUAAUGGCACAGCGACGCAGACUGGCCAAACGCAUCGCCAACAUCGACGACGACCUCUACCCGAUCCUCGAGUCAGCCAUCACUGGUCGUUCAGGACUCGAGGGGUCAGAUCCAGACAACCCCAACGGUGUCAAGGGUAAGAAGCGCGCCUCCUCCAUCUUGGACAUGGAGACUGGCUCGUCAAUGAGCGACGAUGAGACGGACCACAUCCGAAAGACGGUGAUGGAGAAGGAGGGUCUCUUCCUCAACAUCCUCGAAGUCUUGCGAAGGGUACCGCGCCGCAUGCUCAUGGUGCUUAAGCUCAAUGACCUCACGCGCUCCCUCGACGCUAGCUUGCAUACGACGCACGGGCCUACUCGUCCGUUCAUUAUCGCCGCACGCUACUGCGCCCUUGCCGUGUGGGACGACGAUCAGCACCAGAUCAAGGAGCGUCGCAAGCGCGAUGGACUGAGCUUCGGCCUGCUACGCGACUGGUUCAGCUGUUGGACCAACUAUCUCUGGUUCUACCGUGGUCUGGCCUUCCUCGAGUCCCUCUCCAACAUUCGAGCUAGGACGUCCAAGAUUCUGGUCUACACUGGUGCCAUUGCGAGUGGGAAAGGGGUGAGCUCAGCGUCGAAGAAGGCGUCUGGAUUGGAGGACCAGAGCAAGAGGAGACAGAAGGAGGAGGAAGAUAGGAAGAGAGCGGAGGCGGCGGUGCAGAAGGAGGAGGAUGUAGAGGGUGGAACAGGCCUGACGAAGAAGAGCUCCUAG